Erigeron canadensis is the source of this 3098-nucleotide messenger RNA. RefSeq names its product probable LRR receptor-like serine/threonine-protein kinase At1g67720. Gene Ontology annotation, biological process: protein phosphorylation. Lineage: Eukaryota; Viridiplantae; Streptophyta; Magnoliopsida; Asterales; Asteraceae. The coding region runs from base 86 to 2881 and encodes 931 amino acids. The record is from RefSeq and is a predicted model, not a curated record. Gene Ontology annotation, molecular function: protein binding; protein kinase activity; ATP binding. The transcript is spliced from 15 exons.
GCUAUCACUAAGAAAAAUAUUACACUGAAAUGCUUCUAUAUGCAUACAACUUCCAAUCCUUUUGUACUACUUCAUCUUAAUUUUCAUGGGUCUAAUUCUUCAUUUCAUUUCAGUACUUCUUGGCUGCUUAAUUCCAUCUCUUCUUGGUCAAGUUUCAGAGUUUGUAAGUAUAGACUGCGGGGGAAGAAGUGAUCAUACUGACUCUAAAACCGGCUUACCAUGGGUUACGGAUUCUGGGCUCAUUGGCCAUGGGACAUCGGUAGAGAUUGAGAAUCUGAAUGGAACCUCAAUUCAAUAUCAAAGGCGAAGAGACUUCCCUAUAGAUAAUAAAAAGUAUUGUUAUACUUUGAAUACUACAGAAAGAAGGCGAUAUAUAAUCCGUGCCACGUUUUUGUAUGGUAGUUCUGAUAGUGAAAACACAUACCCGAAAUUUCCGUUAUAUUUGGAUGCAACUAGAUGGGCGACCAUUAGCGUGUUGGAUGCAUCAACAGUAUAUAGUAAAGAGAUGAUCAUUAGAGCACCUUCGAGUUCAAUUGAUGUGUGUUUGUGUUGUGCCACAACCGGUUCUCCUUUUAUAACCACGCUUGAGCUCCGGCCAUUAAAUCUUUCUAUGUAUGCUACUGAUUAUGAGGAUGAUUUCUACUUAAAGGUAGCAGCUAGAGUUAACUUUGGUGCUGCAAGUGCGGAAGCUAUAAGGUAUCCAGAUGAUCCAUAUGACCGGAUAUGGGAUUCUGAUCUUGCAAAAAGGCAGAACUUUCUUGUAGGAGUGGCUGCAGGCACAAAAAGGAUUAAUACAACAAAGCAAAUAAACACAAAUACAAGAGAAUACCCACCUGUGAAAGUCAUGCAAACUGCUGUUGUAGGCACUCAAGGGACUCUAAGCUACAGAUUAAAUUUGGAAGAUUUCCCUGCAAAUGCUCGAGCAUAUGCAUAUUUUGCAGAAAUUGAGGAUUUACCUGAAAAUGAGACACGAAAAUUCACGAUGAAUGAGCCAUACGUACCUGACUAUAGCAAUGCCGUGGUGAAUAUCGAAGAGAAUGCUAAUGGAAGCUUCACGUUAUACGAACCAAGUUAUAUGAAUGUCUCGCUAUCUUUUGUACUGUCCUUUUCUUUUAGAAAGACACAAGAUUCCACACAGGGACCACUCAUGAAUGCAGUUGAAAUCAGUAAAUAUGUACCAAUUUCCUCAAAGACUGACAAAAAAGAAGUGAAUGUUCUUGGAGCCUUUCGCUCAAUGCUUGACAAUCGGGAAUUGAUCGAAGAAGGUGAUCCAUGUGUUCCUGCUCAGUGGGAAUGGGUAACUUGUAGCUCAAAUAUUCCUCCCAGAAUCACCAAAAUCUUAUUGUCAGGUUCAAAUUUGGAAGGUGAAAUACCACCAGCCAUAAAAGACUUGCAAGGGUUGAUAGAGGUGUGGUUAAACGGGAACUCACUCAAUGGGUCGAUCCCUGAUAUGAGCAACCUUGACAAAUUGACAAUUAUACAUUUAGAGGACAACAAGUUGACUGGUCCUUUACCAUCUUACUUUGGUAGCUUGCCAAACUUAAAAGAACUGUACGUACAGAACAACUAUCUGUCUGGGGACAUCCCUCCAGCAUUAUUAUCUGGAAAAUUAAUUUUUAAUUACGAAGGUAAUCAUGGUCUACGCAAGCAUGGGAAGAAAAAGUCACAUUUCAAGUUAAUUUUGGGAAUUUCAGUUGGAAUACUUGCAGUUGUAUUUAUUCUGUUCAUAGGAAGCUUGUUUGUAUUACGUUAUUUUGGGAGAAAACCACCUACUCAAAGAAGUGAAGAUAAAGGAGCAAUUUCUUCACGCAAGAGCAUACUAGGAUCAACGGGCUACUCAGUUGCACGAGGUGGCAGUUUGAUGGAUGAAGGAGUAUCAUACUACUUUUCACUUGCUGAGAUAGAGGCUGCUACGAGUGGGUUCUCAAAAAAAAUUGGUAAAGGAAGUUUUGGCCCUGUAUAUUAUGGAAAAAUGAAAGAUGGAAAGGAGGUGGCAGUUAAAAUGAUGGCCGAUUCAUCUAGCCAUGGAGCCCAACAAUUUGUUACCGAGGUUGCUCUCUUGUCAAGAAUUCACCAUAGAAAUCUAGUCCCCUUAAUAGGCUACUGUGAAGAAGAUCAUCAUCGGAUGCUAGUAUACGAGUACAUGCAUAAUGGAACAUUGCGAGAUCAUAUACAUGACAAGGUGAACAAGAAGCACGUGGACUGGAGAGCUCGUCUACGUAUUGCAGAAGAUUCAGCCAAAGGUCUCGAGUAUUUGCACACUGGAUGCAAUCCAAGUAUUAUUCACCGGGACAUCAAAACUAGCAAUAUUCUUCUAGAUAUUAAUAUGAGGGCUAAAGUAUCAGAUUUUGGACUUUCGAGGCAGACUGAGGAAGACUUGACACACAUAUCAAGUGUGGCAAGAGGAACUGUUGGCUACCUUGACCCUGAAUACUACGCCAACCAACAACUAACUGAGAAAAGUGAUGUCUAUAGUUUUGGGGUUGUUCUGUUAGAGCUUAUCUCAGGAAGAAAGCCUGUAUCUCCUGAAGAGUUCGGAGCUGAUUGGAGCAUUGUUCACUGGGCAAGGUCUCUGGUUCGUAAGGGGGAUGUAGUGAGCAUCAUAGAUCCUACAUUAGCACAGGAUGUGAAAAUCGAGUCUAUAUGGAGAAUUGCAGAAGUAGCAAUCCAAUGUGUGGAACAGCACGGGUAUUCUAGGCCAAGGAUGCAAGAAAUCAUAUUGGCCAUACAAGAUGCAAUCAAGAUCGAAAGUGGAAACGAUGGCAAGCUAACCUCAGAAAGUUCAAGAGGACAAUCUUCACGGAAAACGUUGUUAACUACCUUCCUCGACAUUGAUAGCCCAGACCUUUCUAAUGAUUGCCUAAUACCUUCUGCUAGAUGAUAUCUAGGCAGUGUGGUGCAUACUCAUCAUCCAAUAUAACUCUGAACAAACCCAUACAUAAACCUCGAUCUCUUUUUUUUUUCUUAGAGUUUUUCUUGUGGAAAAGUUGACUCUUAUAUAUAUAGCAAGACCUUUGAAAUUAAAAACUUUUGUUAAUUGAUGACAUUCAUGCUAUAAUAACUGAUCGAUGGCAUGUUAGUAUGUCACACUAUAAUAA